UACAAAACUGAUGUUUUGAUUUCUAUGAUUUGUCAAAACAAAACUUUUUUUAGGUUAGGAAAAAGCAUAACUACGGUAUAUUUAAUCCUCUGUCUUCGAAAAUCUUUCUAAACGAAUUUAAAUAUAAAGAAAAUAGUUUAAAACUUAGUGUUCAGCUUAAUAAAAUAUAUUGAUAUGGUGGUUAUUUUAUAUCAUACUAUAUAAUGUCUAAGCUUUUUUGUGUUGCUUUACGUUUAAAGUGUAAAACGUCUAUCCUCCAAGCCUUGUUUUAUUCAUCACAACCACAGCAGGAAUGUACAAAAAGCUUAGGUAAAGUCGUUAAUGUAGCAAUUAUUGGCGCACCGAAUGCCGGGAAAAGCACUUUAAUUAAUAAAAUCAUAGAGAGGAAAAUAUGUGCUGCUUCCAACAAAGUACACACUACUACUAAAUUAAUAAGAGCUCUUUGUUAUGAAAAUGAUACCCAAAUUGUAUUUUUGGACACUCCUGGUAUUGUUACAGAAAAGGAGCAAAAAAGAUAUAAAUUACCUGAAUCUAUGCUUGCUGCAUGUCAAAAGAGCUUAAGAUGUGCAGAUGUAAUAGGCGUUGUACAUGAUGUUUCCAAUAAAUGGACAAAAGACAAAUUACAUAAUGAUGUUAUUAAUAUGCUAGAAAUGGUCAAGGAAAUACCUAGUUUUUUGAUCAUAAACAAGGUGGAUAUGUUAAAGUCUAAGAAACAAUUAUUGACUGUAAUUAAUAACCUUACAAAUGGUAUUAUUGCCGGUAGUAAAAUACCUAAUGCAAAUAAAACUAGGAAGACCCAAGAAAAGAUGCAAGGUUACAGUCACUUCUCCGAUGUGUUCUUGGUAUCUGCGCUUAAUGGAGAUGGUGUAUAUGAUAUAAAGCAAUAUCUAAUUAAUAAUGCUAAACUUCGUUACUUGCAUUAUGAUCCAUCAGAAUGGACUGACCAAACUCCGGAAAUACUAAUAGAAGAAGCUGUGAGAGCGAAAUUUAUGGAUUUUCUUAACCAAGAAAUUCCUUAUACCUUAACAACGAAGUUAGAAUAUUUUGACGACGUUGCAGAAGAAGACAAAAUUACGUGUUCCGUGUCAGUCGAAUGUCCCACAGAGAGAUUAGUCAGGUUAAUUAGUGGGGCUGGUGGAGGCCGGCUUCAACAAAUAAAAUCCCACGUUAGAAAUGAUUUAGUAGACAUGUUUAAAAAGCCCGUUGUCAUAGAUAUCCAAUUAAGAGUAAAAAAUAAACCGACAUCCGAACAAACUAUUUAAACUUGUUAAUGUAAUCUUUUUUGUUAUAUUUAUAAUUAGUAAAGAAUAUACCAGAAAUAAUUUUUUUAUUUAAUUAUCCUGGAUUACAUCACGUCAAUCGUAAUUU
Messenger RNA from Nymphalis io (European peacock), 1368 nucleotides. RefSeq names its product GTPase Era, mitochondrial. Gene Ontology annotation, molecular function: GTP binding; ribosomal small subunit binding; rRNA binding. Gene Ontology annotation, cellular component: mitochondrial matrix. Lineage: Eukaryota; Metazoa; Arthropoda; Insecta; Lepidoptera; Nymphalidae. Bases 204 to 1262 code for a protein of 352 amino acids. The record is from RefSeq and is a predicted model, not a curated record. The transcript has 5 exons. Gene Ontology annotation, biological process: ribosomal small subunit assembly.